GGCUCCACGGUGCUCACGUGUCCUUUGGUAGAGGGGUCAAAUUGCGGAGACACCGCUGGAAACAGCUUGCAACUAUCCGGAAGACCGGAAGCGGCGACUGCUGGCCUCUUCAGUGGAGGAGUAGUGUCGGACGCAUACUACGAUGUAGGCAGCUGCUUUUAUGCAAUAUUACCUUCUCAUCUCACAGUCUACUCUCCUGAUCCAUGAAUAUGAACAUGCACUAUGUUUAUAAUUUGCUUUCAUAUCCAAAACUGCGGUUUGGUGAAGACCCUGGACGAUUUGAUCACGACGCGUUGUCAGCUGCUUUUUCGAGUGCGGCAAUACCCGACUUCAUAUAAGCUAGGAGGUGCAGUGCAGAGUCUCCUGACUAGCGUCGAGCUGGUGUCGGUCCUACCUCUCUCUCUGUACGCUGAGCACUAUUCUGUAUGCUGAGCACUAAAGCGAGGUUUCAGGAUUAUAGUAUUUUUGUUUUAGCAUUUCAGCUUCUAGUCUAUUUUGUGAAUGUGUGAUGCUCGGGUCGCACACAAUUUUCAUGGCGUAGAAAAUUCCACAUAUCUUUACUGUUAAUCGGUGUAUGGGUGCAGUCCUCUGUAUUUCUGUUUCAUUUUGUAGUGCAACCUCUUAUCGUUAUGAUAGAAGGUUUCUGCUUCUUCAUGACCCUUUGCUUAUGAGCGACCACUACAGUCCGCGAAUAGUGCUCGUGAGCUGGUGCGUGCUGAUAACCUGUGCGAUGUCGCAAAUACCCAAGUUAUGGCCAACAUAUAGUGUCCACCUCUCUCAACAUCAUCUCUUUGGUGAUGUCCUUUUGUUGUUCAUCCCAUAGAAGAAAAGGCGAGUAAGAAACAUGCCGAUGUGGGGGGAUCGAUGUGGGGGAAUGACUCUAGCUCUCUAAAAAAGCGGGUUUUCUGGCGUGCUCGACCGUGGAUGCAAGGACGGGCUGUUCCACUUCGCGAGCCUCGCAGCAGCUCCUUCCCAGCGCGCGACGUCGUCUUCGUGCCCUUACUGGUCUUCGCGUUUUUGCACUUGCUGCCUCUCUUUAGAAGCGCAGGAGAUGCUGCUGUUCUCGAUUACCGCUAUUCAUCUCGAUUACAACGUGCUGUUCUCGAUCGUCCUGAUAGCGCCGAGAAAGAGAAGAUUACGUCAGAGCUGUCAACAAACGGAGAGAAGGUAGAAAUAGACCUUCAGGGAAGCGGAUCUACGUCAACUCGGUUCUUGGAAUCUACAACUCUGCCUGCAGUCGUGGCUGUCAGUGUAAGGGAAGAAGGUUCGAGGCGAACAGGAACGGCAACUGGUGUCGUCCCAGAAAAGGUCGAACAUGAGAUGAAGGACCACUCUGCGCAAGAAGAGAUCGAGCAAAAGCCGUCUUUACAACGAGCCAGAUCUUCUUCAUCUAGUCAAAAAGACCAUGUCGUAGAAGAGGAUGAGCUGGCAUUGCCAGUAAACACAAGUACCACCGCAUUGGGCUCCUCAAAAUUCUUCGUGAUAUCUCUGGCUGUCUCUUCCGUGGUUUCUCUCAGUCGCAUCCUUUUGCUAAGGCGCGGAGCUUUCACGAGUGUGCUGUAGUAACUAAGAGAAUUAGUACUUAGCGAACACCUGAACAAUUCAAAGUUUUCAGUUCUAAUUAUGGGAAGUCAUUUUUUUUCCGAUUGCAUCUUCGGGUAUGGCCUCGGCGUGGCGGCGAUUGUCAUUGGACAUUUCCCUGCUUCGAUCGAUAGCGCCGUGUGCAAUCAAGCAGCUGGAGUCGUUUCUGCUACGACAAUGCCGCCUAACAAUCCUGAGUUCGAAGUAAGUUCUUCUGGGAGUCACCAGUUGCUUGCAAUCGCCUUUCCUGUAUUAAGGCUCAUUAAAAAGCUAACUGAUUCAGCUUUUUUUACGACACUGAAACUUUUUAGUAGCUUACGAACUUCAUUGCAUCUCUUCAGACUAUUGCUGCUCUCAUCUUGAAGACGUGCUCUCAUCUUGGGGAAAAUUACACUACAAAGAUACACGACUCGGAGACGAGCAAAUUUUUGAUAAGCCAAUUUGGGUAAGCGACUUGGUUCCUUAGGCUCUGGUAUCAAAGCUGCGUCAUACACGUUUGUUACUGUUAUAUCGUCUAAUUGUAGUGCUUCUCACUAUAUUUGGGCUUUUGGGAGCAUGCAGUGUACACUUUCGAUUCUGGAUCAAAGCGGUUCCGGUACUAGGUUUGACUACUCCUCCGCUUUUGUAUCACGCGAUAGCGGAUUGUGGGAGCCCUAUGAUUUUCGGCAAACGGAGCUCUUCACUGCGAUAUCCCCCACCGUUUCGGUCUGUCUCUGAUCCGGCGGACCGGACUACGAGGUCGUACUACUCAGAGACAGACGGACCGGACGACGAGGAGCAGAAACAACGUCGAGCUGCGCAAAAGGCUGCUCGGCUUGCCAUGGACGCCGUUGGCAAUGAUGUUUUAUGGGCACAACCGAUAUUCGUAAAUGUGCUUCGGACUGAUUUUGCUUGAUGAUUCACAGUAUCCAACCCUUUUUUUUUGUCAGAUUUGUGAAUAUCAAUGUAGCAACUUCAAGAACUGAUGUUGUUCCUGUUCGUUGUUGUAGUCGUACUCGUGCAGCGGUCACUCCUUCAUUCACGGUGGCAUUGCGUGAGAGUCUAGCAGCUGCGAGCGCCGGCAGAGGAGGCAAACAUGCAGUUGAUUUAGUACAUACGAGCAGUAUAGGAACACGUACUCUUCCAUCACAGGGCUGCGUUGAGCAGUUAGCCUUAAACCAAGAUGCAAGUGCGCUUCACACACUGGGAGUGUUAGGCGGUUGCGCUCUUCUAGUGCUGCUUUCGUUCGGAAGCAAUUUCGCCCUAAGGAAAAGAGCACACCUGCGUCCCUACCUUUUCCUCUUUUUUUCCCUGUGCAUGACAGCGGGAAUCGGCUUUAUCAGGUACAAAUGAAGAUAGUUGAUAAAGGGUUUUAGGGUUUAGGCUAUUUCUAAUAGGGGACGGGGAAGGAUUACUUCUAGGAAAGAUUGAUAAUGUAAUAUAAGUAAGCACGCAACUACCCGCAAUGAAUUAGACUGCAGUCGAUGAAGAUGUGAGGACUUCGAUCAUUUUAUCCUGUAGCUUAAAUUUUCCUGUUCUUCCCGACGCUAGCUAUGUCAGAUGUAUACUAUGGAUCGCAGACCACGCAGAGUCCCUUUCAAGCAUGUUGCCAUGACAUAGAAUACAACUCAUAUUUGUUAACAUGCGUCUAUGUAUCUACGUACUAUUAGGUCUGACUACACAUUUUACGAACACUGUAGUUUCGGAGUUUCUGUGUGUAAUAAUGUAUAGUCUCAACAACAAAAUCGAUCUUCCUUUUCUUGGGAAAACACUCUUCUCUGUGGGACCACGCUUGAAUCAUGGAUCUUGGUGAUUCCAGAUAAUGACAGACAUCUUCUAAGUGUCUACUAAGAAAUCACAU
Messenger RNA from Amoebophrya sp. A25, 3421 nucleotides. Lineage: Eukaryota; Dinophyceae; Syndiniales; Amoebophryaceae. The record is from the annotation of a GenBank genome assembly.